AAAAAAAAAGGAAGAAGAAGAAGGAAAUUCUUAAAGCUCAUCUCUUUCACUCACACAAUAAUGGAACAAGAAUACGAUGUCGUUAUCCUCGGUACUGGUCUGACCGAGUGCAUCCUCUCUGGUUUGCUCUCCGUCGAUGGCAAAAAGGUCUUGCACAUGGACCGCAAUGACUACUACGGAGCAGAGUCUGCAUCCCUUAACCUCUCUCAGCUUUACAAGAAGUUCAGACCCGGACAGGAACCCCCAGCUGAGUUGGGCAGGGACCGCGACUGGAACGUUGACUUGAUUCCUAAGUUUAUGAUGGCCAAUGGUGAAAUUGUCCGUUUCCUGACUUAUACUGAUGUCACUCGUUACUUGGAAUUCAAGCAGAUUGCCGGUUCAUUUGUGUACCGUAACGGCAAGAUUUCCAAAGUACCUGCCAACGAGAUGGAAGCCUUGUCUUCUCCUCUGAUGGGUAUCUUUGAGAAACGCCGCAUGAAGAAGUUCCUUGAGUGGGCACAGAACUACAAUGAGCAGGACCCAGCCACAUUCCAGGGCUUGAGCUUAGAGAAGAGCACUAUGGCAGAAGUCUACAAGAAGUUUGGUCUUGAGACUGGUACCCAGGACUUUAUCGGUCAUGCCAUGGCACUCCACCUUGAUGAUGAAUACUUGAAACAAACCGCCAAAGACACUGUUGAGCGUAUUCGUCUCUACGCUGGUUCAGUUGUCCGUUAUGGCAAGAGUCCUUACAUUUACCCUCUCUACGGCUUGGGAGAUCUUCCUCAAGCAUUCGCCAGAUUGAGUGCUGUGUAUGGUGGUACUUAUAUGUUGAACAAGGACAUUUCAGAGAUUGUCUACAAUGAGAGCGGUGCUGUUGUGGGUGUACGCUCGGGUGGUGAAGAAGUAAAGACUAAACAAGUCAUUUGCGACCCUUCGUACGUGCCCACCAAGGUUCAAACUGUCGGAUCUGUUGUACGCGCUAUCUGCAUUCUCAAUCACCCUAUUCCCAACACCGGUGACAUUGACUCUGUCCAGAUCGUGAUUCCUCAAAACCAGGUUGGACGUAAACAUGACGUCUAUGUUGCCUGUGUUAGUUUUGCCCACAUGGUUUGCGCAAACAACUACUAUCUUGCAAUUGUAUCCACCAUUGUUGAGUCUGAUCAGCCCGAACAAGAAAUCAGUGCAGGACUCAAUCUUCUUGGUCCUAUUGUCGAGAAGUUUGUUUCUGUAACUCCUCUCCAGGUUCCCGUAGAAGAUGGCAAGAAGGAUCAAGUGUUUGUAUCGCGCUCUUAUGAUGCUACUUCUCACUUUGAAACCGUGUGUGAGGAUGUACACGACUUAUGGCGCCGUGUUACAGGCGAUGAACUUGUUUUGAAGAAAAAUGAUACCGAGGAACAAGUCAAUGCUGUUUAAAUCACACAUUUAUCCCCCCUACUUUUCCCCCCUUUUAUCUUUCUUUUAUUUUCUUUUCUGUUUUAUAAAUUCCACCUCCAUCAACAAAUGUUACCAAAAACAAAUGGUACUUUUUGAACAU
This is a messenger RNA of Phycomyces blakesleeanus NRRL 1555(-), 1513 nucleotides long. RefSeq lists its product as hypothetical. Gene Ontology annotation, biological process: protein transport; small GTPase-mediated signal transduction; vesicle-mediated transport. Lineage: Eukaryota; Fungi; Mucoromycota; Mucoromycetes; Mucorales; Phycomycetaceae. Gene Ontology annotation, molecular function: Rab GDP-dissociation inhibitor activity. The record is from RefSeq and is a predicted model, not a curated record. The transcript has 5 exons. The coding region runs from base 61 to 1392 and encodes 443 amino acids. Gene Ontology annotation, cellular component: cytoplasm.